Oryza sativa Japonica Group (Japanese rice) is the source of this 1928-nucleotide messenger RNA. Its product is annotated as galacturonokinase. Gene Ontology annotation, molecular function: kinase activity; phosphotransferase activity, alcohol group as acceptor; ATP binding. The record is from RefSeq and is a predicted model, not a curated record. Gene Ontology annotation, biological process: galactose metabolic process. NCBI's taxonomy places the organism in Eukaryota, Viridiplantae, Streptophyta, Magnoliopsida, Poales, Poaceae. Gene Ontology annotation, cellular component: cytoplasm; cytosol.
AUGCGUUUGCUGUGUGCCCGCGAAAAAAAACAGAGUACUGUUUACCCUGACACGUACAAAGCCUGUAAACAAACGUGCCACGUCAUAUCGUGCGGCGCGGAGGAAUAAAUACAGGAGGUGCAAGCGGCACGCUGGGGCAGAAGGCAGGCAAAAGGCACACUCAUUCGCGGGCCGCACGUGCAGCGGCGGCGCGGCGCGGGUGGAUCGCCGACGGCGAGAGGAGCAAUGGUGGCGCCCGGCGGCGGAGGAGGAGGGGCGGCGUCGUGGCCGUCGGAGGGGGAGCUUGAUGUUGUUCGAGCAAAGGUAGUGGAGAUUAGUGGAAGGGGUGCAGGAGAGGUCAGGGUGGUUGCUUGCCCCUACAGGAUUUGCCCUCUGGGGGCUCACAUCGAUCAUCAGGGUGGAACUGUCACAGCUAUGACCAUUAAUUAUGGUGUACUUCUCGGUUUUGUGGCCUCUGAUGAUGCCGAGAUUUCACUCCAAUCUGGUCAAUUCGAAGGUGUGAUACGAUUCAGAGUUGAUGACUUGCAAAAGCCCAUUGAAAACCCAGAAAACAUAAACUGGGAGAGCUAUGCAAGAGGUGCUGUUUAUGCCCUGCAAAAUUUUGGAUAUGAUCUCAAGAAGGGUAUUAUAGGAUAUAUUUCUGGUGUGAAAGGACUUGACAGUUCAGGGCUCAGUUCAUCUGCAGCAGUCGGGAUUGCCUAUUUGAUGGCUUUAGAAAAUGUGAAUGAUCUGGUUGUAUCACCAGUGGACAACAUUCAGUUGGACAAGUCCAUCGAAAAUAAAUAUUUGGGUCUUGAAAAUGGUAUUCUGGAUCCAUCAGCUAUUUUGCUCUCACGGUAUGGCUAUCUCACCUUCAUGGACUGCAAGACCGCCACACAUUCCUACGUCUACUUCUCAGUGUUGAGUAAAAGUCAGCAAUGUCAAGGAGAACUACCAUUCAAGAUUUUGUUAGCCUUUUCAGGGCUGCAACAUAACCUACCGAAGAAGAGUGGAUAUAAUACGCGAGUUUUUGAGUGCAAAGAGGCUGCCCGUGCUCUUUUAUGUGCUUCAGGCUGUGAAGAUGCAUCAAGUAUUCUUCGUAAUGUUAACCCAGCCAUAUACGAGGCUCAGAAGUGUAUAUUAGAAGAAAAUCUCGCUAGGAGAGCUGAGCACUACUUCUCUGAGAUGAAGCGAGUUGUCAAGGGAAGAGAUGCGUGGGCUCGUGGAGAUCUUCGUGAGUUUGGCCAGCUGAUCUCUGCAUCUGGUCGCAGCUCCAUACUGAACUAUGAAUGCGGGAGCAAGGAGAUGAUCCAGCUGUACGAGAUCCUCCUCAAGGCACCCGGCGUCCUCGGCGCGCGGUUCAGCGGCGCCGGCUUCAGAGGCUGCUGCCUCGCCGUCGUGGAGAGCGGCCACGCGGAGGCGGCGGCGGCGUUCGUCCGGGCCGAGUACGAGAAGGCGCAGCCGGAGCUGGUGAGCAAGAUCCCGCCGGGCCGCCGCGUGCUGGUCUGCGAGCCCGGUGACGGCGCCCGCGUCAUAUAGCUCACCGCCCACCGCCGUUCUGCCGGUCUCGCCGGAGCAGCCUCGCAUUGCCGUGCCCGGCGCGCCGCGAAGGCGGUGGCGUCGUGGCGACGCCGGCGUGCAAGGAUGGACGGUGGUCGCUUGGGCCUCGGCGCGGCGAGCUCCCCCGGUUUACGCGUACGGAGCUUGGCUAGUUCCAGUUGAGACUUGAGAGUGGGUGUAAUGGUAAUGGUAUAGGUACGAACUGUCCGUGUGUAUACGGGUACAGACUACAGAGUGCCAGCUUUUGUCCGUGUAUGUGUAGAACCAAUUGAUGAUCAAUUUUUGAUAAAUAUCUCAGCAAUAAGCAGCGACGUAGAUAUGUACUAUUACAUGAUGACUACGAUUGCAUUGCACCGAUGAUGAAAAGGCGUUAUCGUUCUUGCCACUAA